UACAGACGUUCCCGGAAGCUCCGGAGGCCCAGCGUGUGCCAGACCUGGAGCCUAAGCCCGGUGGACCGGUGCUUAGCAACGGGGGAGGCCAUGUGGCCGGAGCUAGGUGCCGUGCUGCGCGGGACCUGUGGCCCGCUGGGCAGGACUGUUCGUCUCCCUUGUUGGGGCGCCCUGGGGCCUAGGCCCCGCUGGUGGGGGCCAUGUGGGGGUUGUUUGGUCCGAAGUGUUCAUCAUGAGCGGCCUGGAAGAGGCCUAAGUGAGGACGACAUUCGCAGGGCACGGGAGGCCCGGCUCAGGAAGGCACCCCGGCCACAGCUGAGUGAUCGCUCUCGAGAACGCAAAGUGCCUGCCACCCGCAUCAGUCGCUUGGCCAACUUCGGGGGGCUGGCGGUGGGCUUGGGCCUGGGAGCACUGGCUGAGGUGAGCAAGAAGUACCUGCCCAGAGGAGGUGAGCAGCAUGAGGUUGUCUCUGGACUGGACUCCAGCCCUUUCCUUUCUGAGGCCAAUGCUGAGAGGUUCGUGCAGACCUUAUGUACAGUCCGGGGAGCCGCCCUCAAGAUCGGCCAAAUGCUCAGCAUCCAGGACAACAGCUUUAUCAGCCCCCAGCUUCAGCGAAUCUUCGAGAGGGUCCGCCAGAGCGCUGACUUCAUGCCCCGCUGGCAGAUGCUGAGAGUGCUAGAAGAGGAGCUGGGCAAGGAAUGGCAAGACAAGGUGGCCUCCUUUGAGGAAAUGCCCUUCGCCGCUGCCUCCAUUGGGCAGGUACACCAAGCUGUGCUAAAGGACGGGACUGAGGUGGCUGUGAAGAUCCAGUACCCAGGUGUUGCCCAGAGUAUCCAGAGUGACAUACAGAACCUGCUGGCCGUGCUCAAGAUGAGUGUGGGCCUGCCAGAGGGCCUGUUUGCUGAGCAGAGCUUGCAGGCCUUGCAGCAGGAGCUGGCUUGGGAGUGUGACUACCGCAGAGAAGCCGCUUGUGCCCAGACGUUCAGGAAGCUCUUGGCUAGUGACCCCUUCUUCCGGGUGCCAGCUGUGGUGCAGGAGCUGUGCACUACGCGUGUGCUGGUCAUGGAGCUGGCUGGGGGAAUCCCUCUGGACCAGUGCCAGGGCCUGAACCAGGACAUCCGGAAUCAGAUCUGCCUUCAGCUACUGAGACUGUGUCUGCAAGAGCUGUUUGAAUUCAGAUUCAUGCAGACAGAUCCCAACUGGGCCAACUUCCUGUACGAUGCCUCCAGCCACCAGGUGACCCUACUGGACUUCGGUGCAAGCCGGGCUUUUGGAACAGAGUUCACGGACCAUUACAUUGAGGUGGUGAAGGCUGCAGCAGAUGGAGACAGAGACCGAGUCCUGCAGAAAUCCCAGGACCUCAAAUUCCUUACAGGCUUUGAAACCAAGGCAUUCUCUGACGCCCACGUGGAGGCGGUGAUGAUCCUGGGGGAACCCUUUGCUGCCUCAGGUCCCUACGACUUCGGGGCCAGAGGGACAGCUCGCCGAAUACAGGGCCUCAUCCCGGUGUUGCUUCGGCACCGGCUGCGCCCACCGCCUGAGGAGACCUAUGCUCUGCACCGCAAGCUAGCUGGGGCUUUCUUAGCCUGUGCCCGUCUCCACGCCCACAUCGCCUGCCGGGACCUCUUCCAAGACACCUACCAGCGCUACUGGGCCAGCCGCCAGGCAUUGCCACCGCCAGCAGACUCCUGACUAGAGGGACCUCCCUGUCGACCCCACCACGAUAGACUCCAUCCGGGGGUGCCAGCCCCACAGCGGGCGGCCCCCUCCCCCUCUGUCCUGGUCGCAGAGCCUAGUCUCUUGCCUUGGAUCUUCGGGCCCUGGAGUUAACCCCCUGAUCCAAAGUGGCCAUCCUCGAAUUCUGAGGCCGGGAGUCAGCAGAUUCCUGCCCUGCCACCAUCUCAGUGAGCCCUUGGCCCCUUCAUGGGGUCCACUCUCAUCUUGAGGGAGCGCCCCUCGGCCCCAGGUCUUCCGUGAUCCGCACGGAAGGGGAGACUGGUGGCUGGUGGGGGCGGUCCUCACCUCUGCCUCUCCGGCUCCUCUCCCAGCUGCCUUCUUCAGGGGCUCCAGCCUGUGUCUUAGGUGGGGGUGGGUGCUGAGCCUUUCCUCUGAAUAAAGGCCUUUCCCUUCCCCCCA
This is a messenger RNA of Psammomys obesus (fat sand rat), 2136 nucleotides long. RefSeq names its product coenzyme Q8B (gene Coq8b). Gene Ontology annotation, biological process: ubiquinone biosynthetic process. The record is from RefSeq and is a predicted model, not a curated record. Lineage: Eukaryota; Metazoa; Chordata; Mammalia; Rodentia; Muridae. Gene Ontology annotation, molecular function: kinase activity. The transcript is spliced from 15 exons. Gene Ontology annotation, cellular component: extrinsic component of mitochondrial inner membrane. Bases 91 to 1692 code for a protein of 533 amino acids.